Molecule: messenger RNA, 652 nt
Organism: Raphanus sativus (radish)
Lineage: Eukaryota; Viridiplantae; Streptophyta; Magnoliopsida; Brassicales; Brassicaceae
Product: probable histone H2A.2
Exons: 2
Coding region: 92-496 (134 amino acids)
Cellular component (GO): nucleosome
Molecular function (GO): structural constituent of chromatin; DNA binding; protein heterodimerization activity
Source: RefSeq, a predicted model, not a curated record
CUACUCGUGGCCACUGUGUAAUUUCGUACGCUUCCCCUCUCUACUCAUUUUUUCUUAAAAAGUUAAUUACUCCGAUCGUGUCUCUCUAGAAAUGGCAGGCCGUGGAAAAACUCUCGGAUCCGGAGUUGCCAAGAAGGCGACGUCUCGGAGCAGCAAAGCCGGUCUCCAGUUCCCCGUCGGUCGUAUCGCAAGAUUCUUGAAGAACGGCAAAUACGCCGAGCGUGUCGGUGCCGGAGCUCCGGUCUACUUAGCCGCCGUUCUCGAAUACCUCGCCGCAGAGGUUCUUGAAUUGGCGGGAAACGCAGCGAGGGACAACAAGAAGACGAGGAUCGUGCCGCGACACAUUCAGUUGGCGGUGAGGAACGAUGAGGAGCUGAGCAAGUUGCUUGGGGAUGUGACGAUUGCGAACGGAGGUGUGAUGCCCAACAUUCAUAACCUUCUUCUUCCUAAGAAGGCCGGUGGUGCUUCCAAACCUUCCGGUGAUGACGAUGAGUAGAAUCUCUGGUUCUGUUGUUGUUGUUGUUUGAAGAUGGUUCAAUGUGUAGCGUUUAGAUUUAGAUUAGGUCUUUGUUUUGUUUUCUCUCUAAUAGUUCAUUAGACCACGAUGUGGAGUGUUGUUUUCCUGUUGAAUGAAACCGUGUUGAUCUUGUUA